Messenger RNA from Scophthalmus maximus (turbot), 4291 nucleotides. It is a transcript of the gene crispld2, whose product is annotated as cysteine-rich secretory protein LCCL domain containing 2. The transcript is spliced from 15 exons. The coding region runs from base 320 to 1888 and encodes 522 amino acids. NCBI's taxonomy places the organism in Eukaryota, Metazoa, Chordata, Actinopteri, Pleuronectiformes, Scophthalmidae. The record is from RefSeq and is a predicted model, not a curated record. Gene Ontology annotation, cellular component: extracellular region.
CCUGCUGCAGGGAGGCUGGCGCGAGUGGGAGUGAGGAGAGACAAGUCACUUUUUCCCCUCUGCUCAUGAAGGGGUCUCCUUCUCUAUAUAAGGCUCUGGGAGCUGCACAGGAGCCACACAGCUCCGAUGUGCCCCAGGAACACCGCCAACGAGCUGCAGCCCGAGUUCUCUCACUAGGGAAUAAGCGUCGCGCCGUCUCCUCCGGACACUCAGGAGGAUCGAGCAGGUUGUGUCUAGGAUUUGAGGAGCGGCGUUCACACACAAAAUCCCCUGUCUGCAGCAGCCUGAAGGUUCAACCCAGACAGCUGAAGUGUAAAAAAUGACCUGCACCGCCGUGGCCUGGCUUCCUGUCCUGUCCCUCUUGCUGUUCUGCAUCGGGGACUCGGCUUCCCUCUUCCUGCCCGACUCCAAGGAGCUGAGGCAGCUGCUGAGCCGUUACGAGGAGCAGGCGGACCGGAACAGCAUCGGCAACGCGGCCGGCAACAGGAGCCGACGAGCCGUCCGCUGGUCCGACCGUGAGGAGAUCAUCCAGCUGCACAACAAUCUGAGGGCGGGCGUCUACCCCACUGCCUCCAACAUGGAGUACAUGGUUUGGGAUGAUGAGUUGGAGCGCUCUGCCACCCACUGGGCCGAGGAGUGUCAGUGGGACCAUGGACCUCAUGACCUGCUGAUGUCUAUCGGACAAAACCUGGGUGUUCAUAUGGGCCGGUACCGGCCUCCCGCCUUCCACGUCCAGGCCUGGUACGAUGAGGUGAAAGACUACACUUAUCCCUACCCCCACGAGUGCAAUCCCUGGUGUCCAGAGCGCUGCUCCGGGCCCAUGUGCACCCACUACACCCAGCUGGUCUGGGCAACCACUAGCCGGGUGGGCUGUGCUGUGCACACGUGUCCAAGGAUGAACGUGUGGGGACAAACAUGGGAGAACGCCGUUUACCUGGUGUGCAACUAUUCCCCAAAGGGCAACUGGAUUGGAGAGGCACCAUACCAGCAUGGCCGCCCUUGUUCCCAGUGCCCUCCCAGCUAUGGAGGGGGAUGUCGGAAUAACCAGUGCUACAAAGACUCCCAGCGCUCAGAGACAGAGGACAUGAACGAGGUGGAGAAGCCUCAGGUUCCGCUGCCGCCUCGGACCACGACUAAACCUGCCCCCAAACCUAAACCCUCUGCUCCCAGGAAACCGGUGUCCAAGCCCUCCACUCCUAAACCCACCACACCAAGGACGCCAUCUUCGAAGACUCCCAGCAGCACCUACUUAGCUCAAAGCAUUAAGUGCGAGACCAGACUGCGAGAUAAGUGCAGAGGAGCAACCUGCAACAGAUAUCAUUGUCCAGCUAACUGCAUGAAUAAGAAAGGGAAAGUCUGGGGAACUCUCUUCUACGAUGUGAAAUCAAGUAUUUGCCGAGCUGCUAUUCAUUUUGGUGCAAUUGACAACAGCGGAGGACUUGUCGAUGUCACAAGAAAGGACAAGUUACCUUUUUUUGUUCGAGCCACAAAGAACGGCAUCGAGUCUCUCAGUAAAUAUAACCCCGGCAUUGCCUUCGUGAUGACCAAAGUGGAAGAAAUGAAUGCUGACUGCUACACCACAGUGGCUGAAAUCUGCCCCUUCAAAAAUCCCGACUCACACUGCCCGAGAAUUUUCUGUCCAACCGACUGCAAGACUCAGCCUUCUUAUUGGUCGCCUGUUAUUGGGAACAACAUCUACACAGAUAGCUCCAGUAUUUGUAAAGCAGCCAUCCACGCAGGGGUAAUCAGCGCAGACGGAGGUUUUGUUGAUGUUCUGCCGUUGGACAAGAGAAAGAGCUACGUUGGGGUCCUGAAAAAUGGCAUCCAGUCUGAAAGCAAGAGCAACACAGAGGGGGGCUCCUUCCGAGUCUUUGCUGUGAGGGGCUGAGACUUCAGUUCCAGCGUCCACAGGCCGACGGAGUCACCUCAGCUGCUCUUGAGGAGCAGGAAGUGCCCACAGGUUGGAUACCAAGGCUGUUCAUCUAUCUCUGUGCCUCCGAUGGAAACAGAACAUCCCCGCAGAGUGAUAGACACGUUUCUCUCUUAGUUAUCAAACAGUAGCCACCCAGUAGAAAUAAUUGUCCGAUAUCUUACCGGGUUAUUUCGUGUCAUCUUUUAACUGCAGAUAUGGAUAUUUCUUAGAUAAACUAAAUCUGUGAACACAGAAUGUUUUUGAUAUAUAUAUAUAUAUAUAUAUAUACAGUAUAUAUAUUAUGAUGCAUUGAACAGCUGGUGCUGGACGUUUGAGUUAGACAUGUUUUAUAGAAAGUACUAUGUUUACAUUGAUGUUCUUAUUACAAGUAUAGGUUGGUUUUCAUACACAGGAAUGUAUACUGAUCACACUGUAUUUAAUCAUUGUGUACAGAAUAUAUGAUAUUUUGUUUGUUUUAGAAAUGGAGUACCAUAUAUUAACACUUUAAUGUGUUAUUUUUAAUUUCUCUUUUAAUUUUAUUGCCUUCUUCGUCACCUGGAUAAUAUUUGUUUCCCUGCUCUUUAAAUUUAGACCAGAUCUAAGUCUAAAUUGUAUGUGUAAGUUGAGACGUGCGCUCAUUGUGAGCAGGGAUGGAAAGGGAGGGAGGGAGGAAACUUUGUGGUCAAUGAAAGUGUCUAGAGACAACAGGCUGUGUCGUGCACCGAUCAGACGCAGCAUUAUGAUUGGUUUAUGUGAUAGUUGGUGGAGAUGGGAAUGGUUGCAAUAUUGUGGACAAUCACAGACAGCAGAUAUGUGUAUAGAAUUAUCAGUAUAUCAGUAAUAUGCCGUUGUGUAUUUAUUUUUGCUUAGUGCUUUCCUUGUUUCUUUAUUUCUCUGGCUUCUCCAAGACAUUUACACUUGGUGUUGAAACCCAUCUCGUAUCCAGUUUAAUUCUAGAUAAGAUUUUAACCUUGUUAACAUUUACACCUGGGGCACGUUCAGCCCCCAUAAAACGUAGCAAAACCUUCAUUUGAAUGGAAAUGGUGAUUCGUUGAGCACCCUGUUGCACAAUAAAAUGGCAUUUAUUUUGUCUGCUGAUUUGGUAACACACCUAUUUAACAAGACAAAGCCAGUUUGACACAGUUUCCGCACAUGGUGCGAGAACCUCUGUCUUCAAUCCUCGACUAGAGUGAGGAAAAACAACCCCCCCCAUAAAAAAACUUUUAACGGGACAUAAAGCAUGCAACCGAACACGCCCCUGAUCAUCAUGUGUUUUAUAGUGUCCACGUGGAGAUCUGAUUGAGAACAGUUUGCUUUGUGCAGCUCAGGUCACAUCCUCUGCUCGUUUUUAGAAAAAGACCAGCCGCCAGCAGUGAAGCCGCAUUAUUCUGUUUUCUUGCUUUCUGUUUGGUUUCGUCUUCACUUAAAACUUAGUUUCUUGAGUGACGUCCAUAGGCGAGGGUUACUGAGAGGACAGAUUUGGGUUUACUGACCGCUAGCUGCCCAGUUGCUGCUACCUGGCGGGUUUGGAACAGUCAUGUGCAAAUACGUGUUCCAGCCAAUGUAGUUGUUAUAUGGGAAUUGACAACACAAUUGCAUUUUACAAUAGUGUUCAACGUGGUCACAAUGCAUCCCUGACCACCUCGGGAGGUGGUUUGGUCAAUCGGAUCACUCUCUGUCCUCAAUGCCUCUUGGGUACAUCUCCACCUGUACUUUCAUGUGGUCAAGCUCUAACCGCUCGCAAUACAAUCUGCCAAAAAUGUAUUUUUCAUGCAAGGUAUAAAUGAGAUAUAUGAAAAAGCUUGAUUUGUCCCUUCCCUACCAGACAGAUGAAUGUGUCACAUGUUUCAGUACAGAGCGUUUUUGUGUGUAAAAGACUAUAAUUUGAGGUAUAUGAUAAAGAUUCUUACCAUCAAACUGUAGAUUAUUCGUCAUUGUUAGCAUUCCUCACGAAAACUAAACAUGUAAAUGUAACGUUUAUGCUGCAGAGUUGGACUGUCCAGUCGUAGCACCAACAAACUAUGUCACUCUACCUGAUGGCUCCCCUGAAGAUUCAAAAGUCAAAGCCAAGACAAAAUUGAUCAAUUUCAAAUCUUUUCUUCUCACAUAUUUAAACUUUAUCUCUUUAUUCUACCUCAGUCCUGUUGCUGCGCUAGGCAUUUAACUCUUUUCUAUAUGGGAAUUUUUUUAAUGGAAAGUUUUAUAGAAAGUGUAAAUACUAUGAUAUUUGUUUUUGAAUCAUCCACUAAGCAGUAAGAUAAUAAUUAAAAUGUGUGAAUUUAUUUCAUUUGUCUUGGUGGUUUUGUAUUUUCUACAGGUUUGGGAUUGGUUUUAUAUGUUUGGCACAAUUUAAAAAUAAAAUUUGCUUUACAAAUACAA